AUGCUUUCGAAACGGGCUCUUGUGUGGCUUGCCGCCACCUCAGCAGUAAAAGGCGAAGACAGAAUUGAGCAAGAAAAUGCACCUUCGUUGGAGCCAGUGUGCGAUAAUAUGGUAUUUAGCCCGCCAAGUCUUGGUGCCGGUGUCACGAUAAGCUCCAUCAAAGCAGAUAUCCAGCGCAACUACACUUCGUUUGGGGGCAUGCAUGGGAUACCGGAUAUAGAGGGUCUGAACUUUUGUCAGGUCAAGGUACAUCUCAAUCACAAGGGAAGCGACGAUGACGUCUUGGUCGAAGUAUGGCUUCCGUUGAAUCGCGACGAUUGGAAUGGUCGCUUUCAAGCUACGGGAGGAGGAGGUAUGUCGACUGGCAUGCUUGGAAGAGCACUUGGGCCUGCUGUUCGUGGGGGUUACGCAGCUUCCUCUACAGAUGGCGGUCACCCUGUUCAAAGAACCGACGACACAACAUGGGUUUUGAAGGAGGACGGCACUAUCGACUGGAAUCUAUUGACUGACUUUGCGACUCGCAGUCUUGUUGAGUCGGUCGUUUUGGGGAAAAUCAUUACCGAACAGUUCUAUCAGGAGAAGCCAAAAUACUCAUACUGGAACGGGUGUUCUCAAGGCGGGAGGCAAGGCUACGUGCUGGCGCAACAGUACCCUCACAUACUAGAUGGCAUCCUUGCAAAUGCUCCUGCGAUCAGUCUGACUCACCUCGCAAUGGCAGAAUUCUGGCCUCAACUAGUCAUGAAAGAAGAAGGCUUGUGGAUGUCGAGCUGCGAGUUCAAUUACUUCCGUCAGAAAGCGAUGGAGAGCUGUGACAUGAUUGACGGUGUCAGCGAUGGAAUAAUAUCUGAGCCAGACUUGUGCGACUUUGACUCGCUUCACCUAAUCGGUCAAGUCUUCUAUUGCGAAGAUGGGCCAGUAGAAGUUUCGCGAGCCAUGGCAAACAUCGUGCGACGAAUCGAGCAAGGACCCCGAACACCAGUCAAAACAUCUCUUUGGCACGGCCUUACGCAUGGUACCAGUUUCGAUCGCCUUGCGGGAAUCACCACCUCUACGGACGGAAUGCGGACGCCCAUACCAUUCCCAAUAUCCACGGGUUUCAUCCGCAGCUUUCUUUUGAAAGAUGAUUCCUUUAACGUCACUAGGCUUAACUAUGCUGACUAUAUGGCGUUAUGGGUUCAAGGAAACGCAGAGUUCGGGUGGCUGCUCGACGCUGACAAGCCAGACCUUACGAGCUUGCAGACUUCAGGAACGAAGCUCCUCAGCUGGCAUGGGGUCAACGAUCCACUCAUCCCGUAUCAGUCUACUGUGGAGUAUCGAAAACGGGUAGAAAUUCUUAUGGGCGGGGCGAAUGAAGUCGACAACUUCUACCGUCUCUUCUUGGCGCCAGGUGUGGAGCAUUGCGCGAAAGGUAAUGGACCUGUUCCUAAGGACCCGCUUUCUGCGCUGGUAGAAUGGGUCGAGGAUGGACUCGCACCCGAAACACUGGAAGCGGAAACUACAACAUAUGAGGGAGAUCGUGUGACGCGGGAGCUUUGUGCUUGGCCUGGAAACGCCCAGUAUAUGGGGAUAGGUGACCCGAAGAGAGCCUCUAGCUGGAGUUGUCAAGGAGGUACUGAACGACCUGAGGAAGGCUUGGCUAAAGAUGGGGAUAGUGACCAGUCCGGUCGAGCAGGUCAAAUACUGGACGGGUUGAAGGACAGACUUGAGGGUCUUGGACUGGGUCUUACGAUUGGUUAA
Molecule: messenger RNA, 1737 nt
Organism: Didymosphaeria variabile
Lineage: Eukaryota; Fungi; Ascomycota; Dothideomycetes; Pleosporales; Didymosphaeriaceae
Exons: 1
Coding region: 1-1737 (578 amino acids)
Source: RefSeq, a predicted model, not a curated record